Molecule: messenger RNA, 4167 nt
Organism: Bursaphelenchus xylophilus (pine wood nematode)
Lineage: Eukaryota; Metazoa; Nematoda; Chromadorea; Rhabditida; Aphelenchoididae
Source: the annotation of a GenBank genome assembly
AUGCUCAAGUUUCGGCUCAAACUCUGCGUUAUUUUCUUGAUUUUUGUGCCAAUUGCCAAAGCGGGUGAUGUGAACACCACAAAGUUGUUGGCGGAUGUUUUGGACCAUUGCUAUGCACGUCAUAAGUCGCCAAUUCCGACGGAGAACAUGGCAAAAUUGCUGGUGAAACGGUCGAUUCAAGCGAUGCGGAAUACUGUAGCAACGGAUGGAGUUGCGAAUACUGUAACGGAGCGUCCAAAUUUAGAAAAUUUGAUGGCUAAUGCAACGAAGAAAAUGAUGGAUCAUACAGAUAGACCCAUCACGAGAUACGUUCCUUCGCCUCAAGUCUCGGCGAAAUGUAAUUUGGCCCUGGUGAUGGUGACAAUGGAGAUUGCACUAAAUUUUACAAAUGUGGCGCCUGUAAUUUGUCCGAGUAAGUUGUCAUACAUGGCAUACUACUAUAUUAUGUGCCAGUCUGUCGGGAAAAUAAUGAGUAUACUAUGUCGCAACGUUGAUCUCGUCGCUGAAGUGAAAUGCAAUUUGAUUUUGCCGCUGCGUAAUUAAUUUUCUGGGCGGCGAUGCGAUUUUCGAUGCGACAUAGUGCUUGUUAUUUUCCCGACAGAAGCAUAGGCCCCGAGAGCGACGUCUUGAUUUUUAUUAAAUUUUGUGAACUCAUUAAUUCCGGGAAGGUUUAUCUUGCGCUAUACAUAGAAUGCAUGCUAUAACGUCUAAAUAAUGACCACCGUGAUGCGUAGAAAACUGCAUCGCCACCGAAAAAACAAUAAAAAAAAACAAAAAUGUGUCGCGGCAAAAUCAAAUUGUUUUCACUUCGGCGAUUGGCACAGCGACUUUUUGGUCAUUAUUUUCCCGACAGACUGAUAAGCACCCAAUAAAAGUUACGAAGAAUUAUACUUUUCAGUCGUUGAGUCAACCGGUCGGCCCGGUCCGGAUCUUUUGAAAGGCAACACAAUAUGGAAGGGGGCUCGGACAACAUGUGAGAGCGUUCAAAAUUACAAAGUCAAUGCGGCUGUGAAUGUGACUCUGGGCCUUCAUCGGUAGGUGACUUACUUAUGAUUCCAUGUAAUAGCUGAAGCUGUAAAAUAAUAUAUUUCCUGGUAGUAGUCGUAUUUUAAAAUUUGUCAGAGGUCUCUUGAAAUUUUUUCUUUUCAGCGCAACUCUAAAUCCCAAGAAGCUCUCUCCCAAUGGAAGUUGCGAAUGUCAUGGCCCAACCAGUAUCGACUGGGAGUUCUGUUUCUUCGACAUUUGCAGCCCAGAGGAUAUACGAUUGAUCUUGGGUGAGAGAGCGCCCAAACAAGUUAAUGAGGUCGUUUGCGACAUUGUGAAAUAUACUCCAUACAAGUUUGAGUUCACUCUUGGACGGAUUGUUUUUCUGUGAGUCUGAUACUUUUGUUUUGAGAUACCUUUGGAACACAGGAUUUAACUACAUAUUUUGCACCAUAAUAGUAAUAAAAAUAUGGUUGUAAGGAAUCAACGAUGCGAUUUUCGAGGAGACAGAGUGCUCACUAUUUUCCCGACAUGGUGCAUUUUACAACCUUAUCAUUAUAAAAGACGUCCAGUUUACCUCAUUGCUCAUCAAAAAUUUUAAAACCACUCGACUUUUUCAGCUCCAUAAUUGCGUUGUACCUUCUCAUCUCUCUUGGUAUUUCCAUCUUUACCGUGAUUUCCUUUCCUCCCGGAAGCACAGUCGAUGAUGUCAGAGACAAUUCCAGUAAGAUUUUUACAGCUUUUUGCAUCACUUUCCCUCCAAAUUUCAUCCAAAAAAUCGUUUAAUUUCAGCGAACUUCAUGCGAAUCUUGGUCGCAUUCUCUAUUCCCUUUAAUUUAUUCAAGUUUUUCUCAACUCCCCUCAGGGCAUUUGACUCAAAUUCUCUAAAUAUUUUGGCCGCAUUGAGCUUGAUUUGGCUGAUUUUGGGCGAGGCCUCCAACUUGUACACGAAUUACGGACGAAAUCCGCUGGAUGUCAGCGCUACGUUGAAGACGAUUACAAGUCAGGCGAAGACGCAGUUCCGGAUCACUUUUGAGACCUUUAUCUUUAUACUGGCUGCCAAAAUCGGACUUUAUUUUUACAAAAAUGUGAGGGAGAGACAGUACGAAGGGGAGAAAAGGAGACCAAAUGUUCGACAAUUCGCCCUCAGGGCAUGGAAAGGGUUUUUACCGUGAGUUGAUUUUUUGGUCGCUUUAUGUGGUUCUAUAAGGUAUUUCUGUAUAACUUCUUGCAGAUUUGCUCUGGUUUAUUUUUUGAUCAUCCUCGCCUAUGUGAUGAUUAUUCGAGAGUAUUUGACGACUGAAAUGCCCCUACUUCACCGAACGAUGGGGGAAGAAGACAAGUGCCGGGAUUUCUAUUUCAAUUUCUUGUUUAUCAACAAUUUUGUGGGAAAAGUAAGUCAAUUAAAAUCAAAACAGUCGAAAUAUUCAACAAUCUUUACCGCCAAGAGAGCACGCAAAAUGAGGAGAGUCGGUCAGAGAAAAACAAUUUUUUUGGCCGUAAGCUUACCGGUUUCGCGGGGAAAAAACAGUUUUUUUUGUGGAAAGUUUAGCCUCUACGGUUGUCAUGAGUAUGAGUUCCAAGGUUCGAUAAAUCCACAUUAUUUCCCCGACAGAAUGACAACACACAUAAGGUUUUUGGGCCCUUCCUGAUCCAUUGUACAGAGAUUUCAAUGUUCUGUUUCAACAAAAACAAACUUUUUCAGUGCCUUCCCAACACUUUCAUCAUCCCGUUGGGCCUUCAGUUGGCCCUGUUCCUAACGCUCCUGUACGUCGGACUCUCCAAAGUCCACAAGAUGGCUGCAUUUGGAGCACUCGCUUCGCUGGUAGUGCUCUCAGCCGUAACUCGAGGAUUACUCGUCUAUUUCUAUGACCUGCCGCCCACUUACAUUGCUGGCUACGAUAUUGUCGACAAGGAGAAAUUCGACUUCUUCAAGAACAACAUCUACAAGCUCCCCUGGAACUACAUUGCGGCAUUUGCUUGUGGAUUAAUUUAUGGGUGUUACAAGACAAGUGAUGUCUUUUCGAGGUUCAGAAAUGUGCCGUGCGUAAGUUGGUGGGGUUGAAAUACGGUUUCCUUGCCGUCGUUGAGCCGCUACGGCCAGACAAAAAAAAUCGGGUAAGACAAAAAAAUCGGGCCGGGCAUAUGUUUAAUCGGGCUGAACAAGUAGGCCCGGCCCCUUUCCUAAAAUUUUUAAGGUGGCUCUGCCAACAAAAAAAUUGUCUUGCUUGGCAACCGGGGUUCAGGCCGAAACCCUAAUUUCGAGCUUGAAUUCCGGCCCGAGUAGCAGACAUGAGGCCGGGCUUCGGGACCCAAAAAUUUGUAAAUUUUAGGCCCGGUCCAUUUCAGGUCUUGAAACGAAAAAUUCGGAUGCCAAUUUUGGGUUUUUGGCCAUAGGUCCCCACGGACCGGGCCGAGAUUUGAAAAAUUCAAAAAGCCUGGGCCGGGCCGACUUUGAUGGCGCGGAGCCGGCUGCCAGGAAAGCCAAAAGUCCGCUCCAGUAGCCAUGUUUGGCGAGUAGCACCGUUCUGUCGGGAAAAUAAUGAGCACAAUGCCGGUGGCAUCGCUAAACUAAAAAAAAUUGAUUUAGCCGCGACACAAUUCAUUUUCUCGGCGGCGAUGCGAUUUUCGCCGCAACAGAAUGCUCAUUAUUUUCCCUACAGACCGAUAUUUUCACCCUCGUUCCAGCCCGUCAACUUGUCGCCGCUCCUCAUCACGCCCGGCAUCCUCGUUCUCCUCGCAUUCUCCGUCAGUCGGUUCUACAAUGAGUUCAAGCUGAUGAGCCAACCGUAUCGUUUCGUCUUCUCCGCUCUGAUGCCGGUUAUUUGGGCACUCACUCUUCUGUGGUUCGUCCUACUUUUUCGCUCAAAGAAUCCGCUAUUCAAGCUGCUUGUGGAGUGGCCUGGUUGGCAGAGGGUCGCUGUGCUCACACCGGUCGCAUUAGCAUUGCGAGAAAUUGUUUAUCACCUGGUGGCCGGGUUUGGAUUGCCGAUGUUUGAAUUCUUUGACUCGAAUCAACUGGUAGGUGAAUCGCUAUGUGUAGUAUUUGUCUUUUUAUGAAAUUUUCAGACCGUUCUCCUUGGAAUUCCGAGUUUGGUGAUCAUUAUUUUAAUAUCUACACUACUCCAUGUCACGUUCGUCAUGCCUCUUCAUCAAGUCUUCAACGCAUUUAUCGAAGAAUGA